AUGAGUACUAGACCAUUGUCCCCGCGGUCGGUGAGCAGGGUUCGUAGCAAUCGCUGCACGCUGCUGCUCACAUCGUCCAUGUCGUCGACUGCCUUCGAGCAGCACCCCAACGACGCACUCAUGACUAUUAACGAGAAUCGCAAUGCUGCUGGCGUUGGAACCGGAGGCCAUGGGCACGACACAAGCGAUACAUCUUCCACCACCUCUUCCUCCUCUUCGUCAUCGGGUUCAGAGUCGGGAACGUUCGACCAGUACGCCGGAACCGGACCUGGACCUGGGGCUCUUGGUGGUGGCUCACCAUCAUCCGGGACCAGCGGCCACCACCAUCGUCACUCGAUGGAUCACUCGGCGGACAGCAGUACACUCGAGCAGGUCAACAAUAAUGCGGCCUUUGGGAUGCAGCAGCAGCUGCUGCCCCCUCACGAGCGCCCACUGAUGAACGGGUGCGAGGACAAGUGGAGCUGGAACAAGCGGGAUCGCUCGAAGGAGGUCUGGCUAAGCGGAGCGAACAACCGGAAGGUACACUUCCAUCCCAACUGGAGCAAGGGUACGGCCGGGAUUCGGGGUACCCGGGUGCUCAACAAUGGCCGCUACUACUGGGAGAUCAGCGUGUCCCAGCGCGUAUUCGGUACGAGCAUGAUGUUUGGCAUUGGCACGAAGAAGGCUCGGCUGCACGUGAAUAUGUUCACCAACUUGCUGGGCGAGGACCGGAACGGCUGGGGACUGUCGCACAAGGGACUGCUGUGGCACGGCGGCAUCGCUCGGAACUAUACGAAACGCUUCAAGGAAAACCAAGCGACCAAGGUGGGCAUUCUGUUCGAUGGGAUCGCCGGCACAUUGACGUACUAUAAGGACGAUGUCUGUCUCGGGGUGGCCUUCCGUGGGCUGAACGAGAUCCGUGAACCACUGUAUCCGGUCGUUUGCUCGACGGCAGCCAAAACGGAAAUGAUUCUCACGGAGACGCGGCGUGACUUUGUCAAUCUGCAAGACCGCUGCCGGGCCGUCAUUAUCAAGCACAUCAACACGCAGGAGAAGCUCGAUCGGCUCGCCCUACCGUACUGCAUCAAGAACUAUCUGGCCGAGGCGGUGACGGACAGUGCGACAACGACGCAGAUGCGACCGCUGGAGCUGCACAUGACGGAACAGUAUCUGCUCUAGUGCCAGCCAGAGUGCCACUCUCAGCAGUAGUUGAAUUGCUAUUAAGUAUUUCUAUUUUGUUCGAAGCCGCCAGUUGAGCCUCACCCCCCCUAUGCCUUCUUCCCCAUGUUCAACUCCGUUAAGUAGGCGUUCUCUAGUGCAGCAUUCGGUUCCUUAGCCACGAGCAAAGCAGCAAGCAGAGGAUAGUGUUGUGUUUAAUUUUCCAAGUCAUUGCGACUAUUGCAGAUCGCAAAACGAGUGAAAUUCUAGUCAUUGUCACAGUCCGUGGUCAUUGCAGGGGACCCGGACCUAGUCAGAGAGAAAAGAGGUAUGUGUGUCUCAUUGUCACCAUUCCACCGCAUGCCAUUCAGUCCAUGUCACCUACCGACAGACCGAACGAGUAGGCGAUGGCAACUGAACGGAUGCUGGAUGCGAACCGGCUACUAGAUUAAGCUCAUUAGGCUCGUAAGGAUAGCUCCUAGGGUAAACAGCGCGUCAUGCAUCCGGCGGAAACCAUCCGCUUCGAAAUCUGUACAUAAUGAUACGUGUGCGUAUGUGUGUGCGUGUUUGUGUGUCGUAACAAUGAUUGUGUUGCAUGCACCGGAAGUGCAGCUGAAUGUAAAAACGCAAGCAAAAACGUGUGGCAAAAAGGGAUUAACAUGUAUUCACAGCGAUAGCAAGCGGUGUGUCUGGUAUGCAGUAUGAAUGACUUGGUGUGAGAUGGUAUACGCGUAAUAAGAGAUGCUGGGAAUGUGAUUCUUAUGAGCAAACUGUUUACUUUCAUAUUUUCUUCCUAUUUAUCGUGUUUUCAUGUGCUUUAAAAUAUGAGUUUAUGUGUUGUGAUAAGGAUGUUUCCUUCAAUCAUUACCAAAGUCUUUUAAUGUGAUAGGUCCGUUAUUGGCUUACGAUUUAGUUUUUGUUGUUUUAUUUUCCCUUAUAAUUUAUGAAUGUUCUGACGGUUCAUUAUUAAUUUAUGAAGAUUCAGUGUUCUAUAAUAUAAUUCAAUUAUUUAUCGUUCCUCGUUUUACCUUAUAAACCGAUGAAUGGCUAUGGCGAAGGUAUGAAUGAGAGAAUCAAAAUUUUAGUAAUACUAAGCGAAGGAAGAAGGUAGCGUUAUUCGGUUCGAUUUCACGUGCUGUGGGAGGACAGGUGGUCAUAAAAAAGGAAACCGAAAAAAAUCAAAGCUAAACCAACAUGAAAAAAAAACUCUUAUAAGUUCACGUGUAUAAUUUUUUGUUUCAAAAUUUUAAAACGGGACUGCGAUCGCGGCGAGGGUGCUCGUUGUGCUUUACGUGUAGCUGUGCGAUAGACUCCGUGCUGGCCAGUGAUACGCAAUGCAACAUCGCAAUCCACUCUUCCUCGAUCGAAGCCCAAACGGAGCACAAAUGUAAACUAUGAAUUUUGGAAUUUAAGGACGCCAGAAAGCGGAGAAAAGCAGGAGCAUUAGAUACUAGAAAGACUAAAGUAAUCCAAAGAAAAAAAACCCAAACAAACAUUCGGCGAUCGGAAUGCGGAAGCACCUUCUGCAGGAGAGGUUAGGCAAAAUUGUAGUUGUAAGGAGAACUAUAUAGCUGCGGAUGGGAGUUUUUAGCUAAGUAAAUCGUAUGUGUAGGGGCCCCGAGAAGCCGACCUCUGCCGCACUGUGUCAGCCAAACCGCGAUACAACGAAAAAGGACAUGAGGCGAGCUCGUGAUUGAAUCGGAACAUGCCAUGGCAGCAGCAGCAGCAGCAGCAGCUAGCUCUCCGAAUCAACUCAUCAUUCCACAGUAUACACCUUUGGCAAACUGGUUUAGGCAUUAACAUUUUACCACUUAAAUCGUACCGAAUAAUUGGACAUUGGCAUCAGAAUGUGUGUGUAUGUGAGAAUGUGUGUGAAUGUGUGUAUGUGUACAAGGUGAUUGUGAACCAUGGAGCGACGCUGGAGUGCUUGGAAUAGUAGCAAACAGUAUUUCCGACGUUGGUGGCGUUACAGCGAAAGUCAGAGACUAAGAUACAUUUGAUUUAAUUAGAAAUUAAACUUUCGAUAUACAUUCCUUGGAGCAUAUAAACCUAAGGCAACGAUCUACUCAUGAUCUGGCACGAGGCUGAAAUUCAAAAAAGUCUUAAAGGAACUAAACAGAAAAAAGAAAUUUAUGUUCGCGUGAAAGAACGCUUUGUGUUCGACAACUCGACACAGACCACAGAGACUACACUCUCACCUUUCAUUUACAGCAUCCGGUUCCGCUGGGUUGAGCCUAGGUAGAAUUAUUUAAAAUCUUCGUCAUUCCACCAUUGAGUGCCCGCGGAGGAAUCGAUAGGCCAUCGAAUGUGCAAUAGCAUACUAGUAAAAUGCAACAUGUAACUUGUCGCUUAAGGCGAAUCUUUACAUUUAGCUACUUAGCAUAUAGGCACCCAUCGUAUAACACAUUUGUAUUCGUUCAAACUCAAGCCAUAUAAUGAUGUCCGGCAAUGAUGAUGAUGAUGCUACUGCAGCUUGUGUCGCCGGUGGUAGAAGGUCGUUAUUUACCGAUCGAGACAUCAGUUGCUUUUUGCAGAAGGAAGAAACAUUGAACAUUGGUACAGUGGAAGCCAUUCGAAAACAGUGGUGUUACAAGUAUGCUAAACGUAAAUCUUAAAAUAAAUUGAACA
Messenger RNA from Anopheles darlingi, 3765 nucleotides. RefSeq names its product SPRY domain-containing SOCS box protein 3 (gene SP555). Lineage: Eukaryota; Metazoa; Arthropoda; Insecta; Diptera; Culicidae. Gene Ontology annotation, biological process: intracellular signal transduction; proteasome-mediated ubiquitin-dependent protein catabolic process. Gene Ontology annotation, molecular function: protein binding. The coding region runs from base 1 to 1158 and encodes 385 amino acids. The transcript has 3 exons. Gene Ontology annotation, cellular component: SCF ubiquitin ligase complex. The record is from RefSeq and is a predicted model, not a curated record.